Molecule: messenger RNA, 636 nt
Organism: Hirsutella rhossiliensis
Lineage: Eukaryota; Fungi; Ascomycota; Sordariomycetes; Hypocreales; Ophiocordycipitaceae
Exons: 2
Coding region: 1-636 (211 amino acids)
Source: RefSeq, a predicted model, not a curated record
AUGAGCGAGUUGGACGCUGGCCUGCCUCAAGUGUCCAAGGUCCUCUCGGCUCUUCGGGAGACGAAGAUGCAAGUUGUGGCCAACAGUUCCUGCGGCAUGCACGUUCAUGUGGGCGUCGAGGGCGGCAUGCGCCUCAUGCAUGCUAAGAAGGUGUUCACGCUGGCCGCGUUACUGGACCAGCCUGUGAUGCUCAGCGGGGCCCGAGCAGGAAUCGCACUCCACUUGCGCGAACCCGGUCAAGGCAAGUGUCGACUUGACGUGGACGACAGUUCGUCCGAUGAAGAGUCCAGUGGCGAAGACAAACGACCGGACUUUGAUUUUGAAGGCACGCAAUCGACCUAUGAGUUUCGCUUCCCCCAGAUGAGCUUUGAUAAAGACUUUAUCAAGCACUGGGCCGAGCUCGUCUGCAAGAUCAUCGAGCUUGCGAUGCUUCCAGCACCGCAGUUUGCAGCCCUUCUCGAAAGAGUCAGCGGCGUCCUGGAAGAAAUUGAGGAUGCUAAAGGCGAGGGACUGGAGAAGAUCUGGCCUGUGUUGAAUUUGCAACAUCAGAUUCCGUUCUGGCACGCCCAGCUCGAGCGCCACAAGAGGGGAGAGUUCAUCUCUCACGUCGAUGCACGGGGAACUUUGCGACCUUGA